AUGCCUCACAUCGCGGGCUUAAGCACUGCCUCUGAGUCUGAGGAUUUCAAAAAGAUCAUUCUCUGCUUCGACGGCACUGGUAACACCUUCACUGGCUCUAAUGCGGACACAAACGUUGUUAAGAUCCUGCGCAAGCUAGAUCGCAACCAUCCCAAUCAGCACCAUUACUACCAGACUGGCAUUGGUACCUACGAUAUCAAUGAGAAGUCUGUCAAUAAGUCAGCAGUAGGAAAGAUGUUCAGCUCCAUUUCACAGACCAUCGACCAGGGCUUCGGCACAACGUUCGACGCCCAUGUUAUGGCCGGCUAUCGUUUUCUGAUGCGGUACUACGAGCAUAACGCCAAGAUCUACAUCUUUGGAUUCAGCCGUGGCGCCUUUACUGCCAAGUUCCUCGCACGCAUGAUCAACAAGGUCGGCCUACUCUGCAAGGGUAACGAGGAAAUGGUCCCAUUCACAUUCCUUCUCUACCAGCGCUUCCUCGCAGGCGAGAUCCAGGACCGCGUUAACGCUCAGAGUCAAUGCGAUGACAAUCACGAAGAUCCCCACGGCGAGCCAGCCGAGGCGGACCCUCUCUUGGCUGGCACAGCCAAGGUCCAUAGAAGCCACGAAACCGAGGAGGCGCUCAAUGAGAUAACAGCCUUCAGGGAAACGUUCUGCCGCACAGAGACGAACGAGUGUGGUGAAGAGACCAACAUCAAGAUCUACUUCCUUGGUAUCUGGGACUGCGUUAACUCUGUAUCCGUCCUGGAGAGAAAGACGCCCGUGCCAGUCGCAGUCGGCGGAACAGCGCAAUUCGUGCGCCACGCCGUCGCCGUCGACGAGCGUCGUGUCAAGUUCAAGCCCGCUCUCCUUGCCCAGGACAUCCGCGACUCCAAGCACAAACACGACGACGAGGACAUCCAAGAGGUCUGGUUCCCUGGCAACCACGGUGACGUCGGCGGCGGCUGGCCAGCGCUAGACAAUAACCCUCUGGACCAGAACAAUCUGGAGAAGAUGACGCUCUGGCAGCUCGUCAAGAACUUCUGGACGUCGCGCAAGGCGCAGGGUGCCAGUGGCUCCCUUGACGACGACCGCCUGCAGAUGAGCGAUAUCCCGCUGGCGUGGAUGAUUCACCAGGUUGAGCUUAUAGGUGAUAAGGACACCAGGGCAGCCGUCCACUGGGGCAGGAGCCUCGACAAGUUUAAGGCGUUGAUGGACGACAGGGAUAAGAGGAAGGAGGAGGCUGAGACGGGAUUCAUGCACGACUGUCUCGCUUUUGGCUACGGGACGGGCUUCAUAAAAGUCUUGAUGUGGAAGUUCAUGGAAUGGCUCCCCUUCAUCACCCGCUGGGAGCUAGACGGCGUCGACCCGGAUGACAAAGGGUGGAAGAAUAUGCGAUUUCCGCUCAACAAGGCUGCUGCGCGCGACAUCCCGCGCAAGGCUGUCCUCCACGCCUCGCUCAUAGAGAGACUGAAGGACAAGACAUAUUUCCCGUCCAACAACCAUGGGGGAAGUCUCCCACCCUGUCUGAAGACCAGAGCUGACUCGGGUGAGGGUAGAAUUACUGCAUUCACGCCCGAGGAGCAGCAGCCAGUAAAGGACGUGACCUCGACUUCCUCGACGAGGAAGCCGGAGACGAAUAUGGACGUUCUCAAGUCGAGGGAGAAGGAUAAGCAGGAUCACCAGACGUUUGUUAUUACUCACAUUCAGCAGUAG
Molecule: messenger RNA, 1695 nt
Organism: Cordyceps fumosorosea ARSEF 2679
Lineage: Eukaryota; Fungi; Ascomycota; Sordariomycetes; Hypocreales; Cordycipitaceae
Exons: 4
Coding region: 1-1695 (564 amino acids)
Source: RefSeq, a predicted model, not a curated record